AUGACUAAGACUGAAGAGGACAAGACGGGUGUUGUGGGAGUUCCUGGUGCGUCCGCGGCUUCAUCCCAUAAUUCGGAACCGGAAGGCAUCAAUUCUAAGAAACCCUGUGAGAAAAAGAAGGGAGAGGUUGAGGACAAGGUCGCCAACAAGCUCAAUACCGAGCUCAAAGAGCUCUUGGAGGAAGCCCGCCGUAGCGAGGAGAGAUAUGAUUGUAUCAAACUUGAGAUCGACACUCUUCGCGAUUUGAAUCGCAGCAGAAGUGGCCUCAUCGAUGAAGCCAAGAAGUUGGUUCAUUCCUUAAGAGAGGAAUUGCUGGACAAAGAGAUCUCUCUGAGACAACUGCAAAACGAGAAGGAACAGCUGGAGUUGGAUCUGAGCUUGUCGAUGACGAC
Perkinsus marinus ATCC 50983 is the source of this 392-nucleotide messenger RNA. RefSeq lists its product as hypothetical. The record is from RefSeq and is a predicted model, not a curated record. The annotation marks the transcript as partial. Lineage: Eukaryota; Perkinsozoa; Perkinsida; Perkinsidae. The transcript is spliced from 5 exons.